AUGGCCGCUCGUAACGCCGAAAUGAAUGGAAAUGUGGAGCGCCAGCGCGGUCAGGAGGACGUGGAGCGGUCCUUUUUGGACCAUCUACGCCGAUCAUCGGGCGAAUGGGUCGGCACCCUCCUGCUGUUGGUGCAGGCAAUGUGUGUGCUCCCAUCUCCGCGUGAAAUCGCGGAGUACAUCGAAGAAAACUGGGCCGACCUGAGGCGGUACUGCCCGCCAAGUCUGAGUAAAGAAUAUUUUGGUGCGUAG
Anisakis simplex (herring worm) is the source of this 249-nucleotide messenger RNA. NCBI's taxonomy places the organism in Eukaryota, Metazoa, Nematoda, Chromadorea, Rhabditida, Anisakidae. The record is from the annotation of a GenBank genome assembly.